Moneuplotes crassus is the source of this 346-nucleotide messenger RNA. The record is from the annotation of a GenBank genome assembly. NCBI's taxonomy places the organism in Eukaryota, Ciliophora, Spirotrichea, Euplotida, Euplotidae.
AGAAAUGAGCACUAAAGAAGCAAUAGUGGUGGACAUUAUGAACUUUAUCGAAACAUGGGCUACACAGAUCAUCAAGGCGUAUAAAAUCUAUCCAGAAGAAGCCUUUAAGAGAGCACAACUCCCCUUUAGCACAAAAUCCAGAAGAAUUUUCAAUCUCCAGGUUGACGAGUUUAGAAUCGAUGCAUUGUCUUCAUAUUUAUCAAAUUUUGUCAAUGGGCUCAAUUACUUUCUCACUAACGAUCUGUAUGUGCUUGGUUUAAUAUGAAAGGCUGGAUGUGGUCACGCUUGAGAUCGUGCAGAGUAACACCGGAGAAGUGGCAGACAGCUUCAGUCUCAAAGUCUUUGG